Molecule: messenger RNA, 933 nt
Organism: Acytostelium subglobosum LB1
Lineage: Eukaryota; Evosea; Eumycetozoa; Acytosteliales; Acytosteliaceae
Exons: 1
Coding region: 1-933 (310 amino acids)
Biological process (GO): peptidyl-L-cysteine S-palmitoylation; protein targeting to membrane
Cellular component (GO): endoplasmic reticulum; Golgi apparatus
Molecular function (GO): protein-cysteine S-palmitoyltransferase activity
Source: RefSeq, a predicted model, not a curated record
AUGAUAACAUUGUUUGAAUUUGUAGCGUUGACUGUAGUGGUUAUACUGUUGCCAUUGUUGACAGACUUGUUGAAUGGACUGUUUCCAAACGCGAGAAUUGGUAGAAUAGCACAAAAGUUGGUUGGUCAUGUCUUGGUGACGUUCAUCACAGCAUUGAUCCUGGUGGCUCUCUAUCUAUGGUACUCAACAUACUUCCCCUACUUCCUGGACACCUACCGACUCGACCACACCUCUCCCCACUUCCACCUACACUGCAUCAUCACCUUCAUACUCAUUGCCAACGUGCUCAUCUACUACCUCUAUGCCAUCAACACAUCAUCAUACAUCAAGCAACAUCCUAUUCAAUCUCAAGACGACGACUCUGUCGUCGCCACCACCACCACUCACACAUCGGCUACUGCUGCGACUGACGCCACACAACAACCACAAUGCAAGCAAUGUGGCGCGAUGAAACGAAGCGAACAGAAGUCAUAUCAUUGCAGGAUAUGUAAGAGAUGCACUCAUCAUAUGGACCAUCAUUGCCCAUUCAUAGCCAACUGCGUUGGUACACGUAAUCAUUGUCACUUUGUCAACUUCCUCAUGUAUACUACACUGGGCGUGUUCUACGCGAUGUACUUAUCAUGGCUACCAUAUCGCGACUGUAUACUAAUGUCGAGUACUUCGGCCACAUGUCAACACCUGUCCAAGCACAGCUACAUAUUCUUGUGCACAGUGUUGUUGUUGGCACCCAUCGCUGCGAUUCUCACAUGGCAGUUCUACGUCAUUGUGACCGACACUAUGACCGUUGAGAUACUCAAACGAUUCAAAGGACUGCGCUUCACUCAAUGGAUACCAUACCUGUGGCACAACUUCCAAAAGCGACGCUCAAUGGCCAACAUUUCCAGGGUGUUCCCAGGGUGGCGAUUAUACAACAUUGUAGUACCAUUUAUUUAA